AUGGUGUACACACAAUUAUUCAUUGACUAUUUAAGUGCAAAAGAUGUUAGAAAAUUAAAGUUUUUUGAUGAAGCAGGAAUUAAGGUACCUAAUGUUGGAACACGCCGAUACGGUCAUUCUCCUGUUGGGGAGAGAUGUGUAGAGGUUAUUCGCAAGAAAGAAAAUCCGAAUACCACUUUAAACAUGCUAGUUUCGAUCAACGGAGUAGAGUACUACAAUUUAAUAGAUGGAGCAACAAACACGGUAGACUUUUUAAAUUUUUUUCACGAAGCUUCAGAAGCUACGAAUAUGGAAACUCUUCGUCCAGUGUUAGAGGUUGGAGACAUAAUUUUCAUGGAUAAUUUAGCGGUGCACCAUUACGAAGGAGGGGAAAUUUUAGAAGAUUUUUUGGCCGAGUCCGGAAUCGAGCUAAUUUAUACUCCCGUUUACUCCCCGGAUUUAAAUCUGAUCGAAAUGUGUUUCAAUAAAGUUAAGACGUCUUUAAAUAAGGACUUUUUCGAAUUAGUUCACUCUAACGUAAAGUUAGCUGGUUCGUACGCUGUCGAAACUAUCACAGACAGUGAUAUGCGUGGAUUUUUCAGACAUACAUCUUAUCUCUUUGACAUUUAA
Dendronephthya gigantea is the source of this 609-nucleotide messenger RNA. RefSeq lists its product as uncharacterized. The coding region runs from base 1 to 609 and encodes 202 amino acids. The transcript has a single exon. The record is from RefSeq and is a predicted model, not a curated record. Gene Ontology annotation, molecular function: nucleic acid binding. Lineage: Eukaryota; Metazoa; Cnidaria; Anthozoa; Malacalcyonacea; Nephtheidae.